CCACAGACAGUCGUUUAAUUUCAGUCGUGUUUUUAGUUUCAGAUACUUUGCAACGUGAUGUGACGGCGUGACAUGGUCGAUAGCGGAUGAUUCGCGAAUCAAAGUUAUAAAAGUUAAUCGAAACUGAUUUAAAACAGAAAAAAAUAGAAAGAAACAAAAACAUACUGUGCAAAGGAAUUUUUUUUGCCCUAAAAAGAAAUUAACCUCAUUUCAUUCAAAAGUGAAGUUGAAAAAUUUUUUUGUAAAACGAAUUGAAAAUAUUAUGUGUGAAAAAGUGCAUUCCAGACGACAGUGUGUUUGCUAACUUGGCCCAAAUCAAUUGCAAGUGUAUGGCAGUGCAACAAAAUUCUUUACGAAAUAAUAAAACGCGUGAGUUUUCGAUUUGUUCUCAGUCGCCGCGGACGCCGACGUGCGUUUGACGUCGUAUCUUGUUGUUUAAUAAAACAAAAUCAAAUAAGAAAAAGAAGCAACCAACUAAAAGCAGAAACCGUAAAAAAACGAAACGAGUCAUCAUCAUUAUAAAAUUUUAAGUUGUUUUUGUGUUUAAUUUUUCAUAACAGAAGUUGAAGAGAAAGAAACAAAUCAGACAACUAAACUUCAGCAGAAAAAAGGUAAUAUCCAAAUGAAUAUGCUAAUAAUUUAAUUGGAAAGAUUAUUGUCUAUCAAUGUAUGUAUAUGUGUGUGUGUCCACGUUUAAAAUUUACCUGACCAAUACAACUGAAUGCUGAAUGAUCUGCAUUGGCGGCAAUCAUAGAGAACAAAGCAACACCAGAUAACAAAAAAGAACAACGCACUCACAUAUUUUUUGUUUGGAGGAACGAGUCUGGGAGCAACCAUUCCAUAAAAAUAUGUUCACAGUAAUAGAAACCCGAGAACUGCAAUAUUAACAUGGAGUUUGAGGGCACUUAAUAAACAACAAUAAACAUUUGGGAGAAAAACAAAGAUCCACACGAAGUUAUCCAAAACUCAGUAAUAGCCCAAAAUAACUUGCACAUCACGAUUCUGAGAUACACAGAAAGAGAAGGGGACCGAGUGAGGGGGCAUAAUGUUACUGCGACAUACGGCAAAUGACUACAACAACGAAGAAGAAGCAAACGAAGGGAAAUUUAGAAAAAUAUUAAAUAGGGGAAACGGAAGUUACGACGACAGCCAUCACCAACGCUGCCAACCCCACCACCACCACCAGCAACACCAACUACAGCAUCAUCAUUAUCCACAGUGGCAACAACAAAAUCAAGUGCAACGACAGCAACAUCAGCGAUAGCACCAAUGUGAAUUAGACGGAAACAAGCGAAGAAGAAGGAAGAGAACGAACAGCAAAAAAAACACCAAGCCAACCGGGCAGUAACAACAACUACAACAAUAAUAUUUCCUGUCUAGUUGUUUGUUUUUUAAUAUUUAAACGAUUCGCGAAAGAGAAAACAAAAAUAAUAAGAAAAUAAAAUAAACAGUAAUUUUUACAAAUGAACAUAAACAACAGCAACAAAAAGAAUAACAGCAACAACAAAAACAACAAUAAUAAAAAUAACAUCAACAAUAAAUUUUUAUAGAAAAAAAACAAGGACUGAACGAACAACUAACAACUACAACAGCAAUAUUACUUCUUCUCCAUUGCGUUCUUGUCAUUAUCAUCAUCAGCAUUUGCUUUCACCCCACCCUCCGCACAAGAACUACAAAUGUAAAAAUUAGCCAAAUUUUAUGUUAAAAGUGUAGAUCCAUAACGCCUUCUGUCACCUCCUACUCCUCCUUGUCCUCAUCGUCCUCGAAAAAGUGCAUGCCCCAGCAUUUACAGUUUCGCAGCGAAGCAGCAGAAGGAGAAGAACAAGUAACAUAACCACAAGGACAUUAGCAAGCAACAGCAUUUAACAUAACGACACAGGACGACACAGAAGGGAGUCAUCAUCGUCAUCACCAUCAGCCAGCCAGUGAGCCAGGAAAAUCAUUUGCGUGAAUGAAACGUUUUCAUUUUUUUCUCUCCAGUUUUCUUCUUCCUUGGUAAUUUCGUCCACCAAACAUUCAUUGCUCCUCGCAAAAAUUUUGUGUGAAUGUGUAUUGCUGUCGUUCCGACAAACUGGACAAGAGGCAACAUUGCUCGACAUGAUGUUAUUUGCUGUCUGCCAGCAUUGGUAAAUACAUUAAACGAGCUAAAGAGGAAGCGAGCAUAAAAAACAAAACACGCAGACACCAAAACACAACACCAAGGGAACAUUGCAGAACACGCAUUAACAUCUCCCCCGCCGCCCCAAGCAACCAGCUAACGAUAAUAACAGCAGGGAUUACUAAGACCUUCAUUUUUAAAUCCUUAAGAUUAAACCACAACAGCAACAACAACGAACUACGUUUUACUAACCAGGCAAACAAGCUGCCAGUCAGCCAGCCAGCCAACCAGUCAUCCAACAUCAACAGAGUCAAGUCUGACUAUAUUCAUAGGGGUACUCCUUGUCUCUCACUCUCUCUCUCUCUCUGUCUGUCUGUGUGGCUACCGCAGACACAUCCCCAACCAACCAACCAAGAACACCAUCAUCAGUAACAGCAAUAACAGCAACAAGAACAACAUCAUCAUUUAACUGUAAACAAUUACUCAAUUGGAUUUGUAUAGCUCUCAGAAGAGUCAGCAGAGUGCGUGUUAAACUCCCAAGAACACACACACACACGCACACACCCUACCAGGCAACCAAUACCCAUUUAGGUUGUCACCCAACUGUGGAUUCAUUGCAGCAAUUUGUUGCAACUCUAUUAUCAUACUCGGCAACAAAGUAAAAAAAAACGAAAACAACAACUACAACAGCGCGCAGGAGAAAAACCGGCGUCAUCAUUUCACCAUCACUCGGCGGUGGCAGCAACGGGAAUUGGAUUCAUUUUGAAAAUCCACCCACCAACAACAUACCACCCAGCAUCUCCAUAAAGGGCAAAUCAAUUUGUGCAUGUGCAUGAGUUCGAAGCCCCCGGGAAGGAUCAGCACAACGUGCGUGUUUGACUGGGUGCGUGGGUGCUAUAGUGGUGCCGGUAUUGCUGCUCCAGCCGUUGUCGUCGGUGACGUCGCCAUCGUCGUCCCCGCCGUCCUCGUCAUUGGGACCUAAAUGAAUUUAUUCUGUUGCUGCUGCUGUAACAUGGCACCAAACACACGCGUCACACGCAAAUGGGAACUAUUUGCCGGACGUAAUAAAUUUUAUUGUGAUGGUUUGUUAAUGUCAGCUCCUCAUACGGGCGUAUUUUAUUUAACGUGCAUCCUGAUAACGGGGACAAGUGCAUUAUUUUUUGCCUUCGACUGCCCCUUUUUGGCCACACGUAUUAAUCCCAUUAUACCCAUUGUUGGUGCUAUUUUGUACUUUUUUACUAUGAGUUCCUUGCUACGAACGACCUUCACAGAUCCCGGUGUUAUACCGCGUGCCUCAUAUGAUGAGGCUGCCUAUAUAGAAAAACAAAUUGAAGUGCCAAAUUCCUUAAAUAGUCCCACAUAUCGACCGCCACCACGUACAAAAGAAGUCCUUGUCAAAGGACAAACGGUAAAGCUGAAAUACUGUUUUACCUGCAAGAUCUUCCGACCGCCCCGUGCUUCACAUUGCAGUUUAUGUGAUAAUUGUGUUGAUCGUUUCGAUCACCAUUGUCCAUGGGUUGGCAAUUGUGUGGGUAAACGUAAUUAUCGCUUCUUUUAUCUGUUUCUAGUCUCGUUGGCUUUUUUAGCCGUGUUCAUAUUUUCAUGCUCUGUGACGCAUUUAGUAUUAUUAAUGAAAACUGAACAGGAAGUAUUCGAAGUCAUCAAAAAGGCACCAUUCACCGUAAUUGUGGUUUUUAUCUGCUUCUUUUCCAUUUGGUCUGUGAUCGGUUUGGCGGGAUUUCAUACCUAUUUAACCACCAGUGAUCAAACAACAAACGAAGAUCUCAAAGGCUCAUUUUCUUCCAAAGGCGGCCAACGCAAUUUAAAUCCAUAUUCCAGAGGGAAUAUUUGUUUAAAUUGUUGUCAUAUAUUAUGCGGUCCCAUGACACCUUCGUUAAUAGAUAGACGUGGCAUCGCUACCGAUGAGUACAUUUUACAAAUGCAACAACAUUCAAGUCCUCGCCACCCGCUCAGCGAUGUGAUAAGUGCCACCCAUGUGAGCAGUGGUGCCAUGAUCACGUCACAGCCAAUGAUUGGCGGUGCCGGUGGUGGCAUUAGUAUAGGUGGUGGCGAUCUCAAGUCAAGAUACUAUGACGAGUCCAAUACCUCAUCAUCAGCCAUGGAAGCUGGGAGUGCUGCCACCGCUGGCGGCGUUUAUAGGCCGCGCAGCUAUGACAAUUUACAAAACGGUAAUUCCAAUAGUUUAGCUCAUUUGGUUGAUAAUGAAAUACCAUUAUCACAAAUGGACGUUCCGGCGGCACCCCAUCAUCAUUCACAAACACAUUUGCAGCAGUCGAGACGGUUUCGUCAUCACAAACAACAACGAAAUCAUUUGGAUUCAUCUGGUGAUGAAUUGGAUGAUCUGGAAUUGGGUAAUGCCAACGGUUUGAUGCCAGGCAGCAACGAGAAUUUGGAUGACGAUGAUGUUGUGGUGGUGGGCACAACAGAGGUUGUGGCGGCGGUCUCAGCCAUAGCUGCCACCAAUAAGGCAAGAGAACGUCACAAUCUCUCAGAUAGUUAUAAUAAUUUAUUUAAUGGUGAUUUCGAGAGCCCCCUAUCGAAUGAAGCCACUCCCGCCAAUUCACCGCUCAGUGAAAUGCCAAAUUUAACAUCGGCAGGCAGUGGUGCCAAUCUAUUGGCUGCUGCAAUUAUGGGUGUUGCCACAACGCAUAGCGGUAAUGGUACAUUGCCCAAAUCGAUUUCCCAGUCGGAAAACAUGUACAGCAAUAUACCACCAGUGGCGGUGGCCAAUGGCAAAGGAGAAACGCCGCAGGAUAACAAUAUCCAUGUAUAUUCCAAUCUAAUUGAUGAACACCAACAUCAACACAAUAACAACAAAAUCAAUACACCAUCUGCUAUGCCGCCUACCCCAACAUCACAUGGCGCCCACAAUCCCUUGGAUUUAUCCUCUACCCUAAUGUGUGAUGAUCUGGACUUGGAUGAUCCCGUUUCGAUAAUGAUCCAACAUCCGCCAAAAAGUAUGGGUGAAAAACGUAAUUUUAACUUUAGCACCAAUGUACCAGAUGUUCUCAGCUCAACAACAGCCACAAGUACACCCAAAUCCUUGAUUGCCUCUUCAUCGGCCACAGAUAAUGUUAAAUUGCAGAAAAUGUCUGCCAAUGAGCUGAGUUCGAGUCGCCUGCGCAUGUUACAUGAUACGACCAUGAUUGAUACUGCUUUGGAUUUGGAUAGUUUGGAUGAUGCCAGUUUGGCCAAUACCUCUCAAUCGUGUCUGGUGAAGACCCAACAAAAUUCACCCUCACCACCGGCGGCAUCAGCCAGCAAUAUGGGUUUUAAGGUGUAGAACAAAGUGUAGGUCCAAUAUUAAAGUAGGGGGGUAUAAUCCUAAGGAAGGUAUAUCAGGGGAGUAAAACGCAAACAAUUCCUUAAUUAUUUCCUUUCCUUCUUUGUGAUGAUGAGGCAAAUGUGACCACCGCUGUAUUUUUGGUAAAUGACAGAAUUAAACAAAUGUAAUAAGUAAAGUAAAUCCUAUAUACACGCAUACACACACACAUUUAUAAAUCUAUGUAGAUAAUAGAUAAAUAGUGCUUUUUUGUACAACUGCAACAACAAUAAGUAUAGCAUCAGGAAUUUGUCAUAUGUAUUUGUAUAGCUAUUCUAUAUUUUAUUAAUUUAAUUAAUCUUUUUUUUUAAGUUUGUCAUUAGUUAUCUUUUUAUUUUAAUUCCGUUUGCAUGUAAUAUAUAUUUAAUAAUGGAACACCUUACUUUUUUGUUUUAAAUUUUUAUACGAAAUUUAAAAAGAUAUGUUUGUAUUUUAAUACUUUUUUGUUUUAAAGGUUUAAAAUCAGUGAAAGUAAUGUUAUUAGAGAUAAACAGGCCGAUAGGAUUGCUAGUUGUAUUUUGAGAAAAUUGAGCUGAAAUUUAAAAUAUUGAGGAUAAAAAUCAUCGAGGCUGUUCAAGUCAAAAUAAAGCACAAUUGAAAUAGUAAAAAUGAGGUUCACGGAAAUGUCAUUAUUUAAAGUCAACUGUUAGACAUUGUUGUUACAAAAAUUCCCAUAUUUACAAAUUACCUUAUUAUUGUUGAUCUUGUUCAAAACACUUAAAAAUGUUAUACUUUAAACAAGGAUUUGUACAAAAGACUCUUUUUAGAGUCCAAUUAAAAUUAUGUUGAAAUUUUCAGCGACGGUUCAUAUGAAAUUUUUUGGCUUCAAUUCUUAAAUUUUACAACGGAAACUUUAUGAGAAUUAUUUUUUUUCAUUUAAACAAUUCUUAUUUUAAACAAUGUUUCCUUCGUUUUGAGCUUUAAUUACGAUAUAUAUUGAUGAAAGCAACAACAAAUCAACAACAAAACCAAUGUUAAUAAAUAUUUUUUCCUCCUCAGUAAAUAUUUUUUCUCCAAUUUAGAAAUAUUACCCAAAUUUUUACUAAAGUUAAAAAUUAUUAAAAAUAAUAUGUAAUAUUGAUGAAGGUUUACAUUUUUAAAAUCAGCAGUUUAGAUAUGGAUGUAUUUGAAAGGACUUAUUUCUGUAGAACAAGGUCCUCUGUCUAAGAAAAACGCAUUUGAAAGUUUUUCUGUUUAUAGAAAACCCACAAAAAUUCGUCCGUCUUUAAGAGAACUUUUAAUGGUUUUCUGUCCAUAGAAAGGCCUCAAAAUGCUUCCUCUAGGAGAUCUUUCAAAGAUAUUUUAUAUACAUUAAAUUAAUGUCUACAGUGAACAGCCCAUAAAAAGACCACAGACCAUUUAAAACUUUUUAUAGAAGUGAAACUUUUUAAAAGACUUCCGUAAUCAGAAGUUCCUUGGAAAGUUUAUAGACAUUCCUUCUAGAGGCUGUUCGGUCUAUAGCAUAUAUUUAAAAGGUGUUCUGUUUAAAGAAGUUUUUAAAAAACACCAUUGCUUAAAAAACCUUUAAAAUCUCUUCAUUUUGUAGACUUUUGUUUAUAUUAACCUUCUCCUUGUAGAAGGCUAUGUAAAGGAAUUCUUACAGUGACAGACCUUUAGAUUGUUUUUUGUCUAUAAAUGGUUUUUAGAUGAUUUUCUUUAGUUUAAAGGCCUUUACAAGACAUUUUAUAAGGCUCUAGAAUGAGACAUUUAGUAAAUAUUCUGUCUAUGGAAGACCUAAAUAUAAUCGGCCUUCGAAAGCCACUAAAAUUUAAAACUAAAGAAUAUGGUUUCUCAUCCCUACACUUUUCUUCCGUCUUUAAGAGAACUUCUAAUGAUUUUCUGUCCAUAGUAAGGCUUCAAAACGCUUCCUAUAGGAGAUCUUUCAAAGAUAUUCUAUAUACAGUAGCAUUAUGUUUACUGUGAACAGUCCACAAAAAGACAGACUUUACAGGACUUUUUGUAUGACUCUAGGAAGAGACAUUUAGUUAAUCUUCUGUAUAUGAAAGACCUAAGUAUAGUGGACUUUUGUCCAUAGAAAGGCAGGCAAUAUUCGAAAGCCACUAAAAUUUAAUUGUUUUAAUCUAAUUAUUUAAUUUAACUAAAGAAUAUAGUUUAUCAUCCCCACACAUUGUCUACUUGCUUUGGAGCACUCAGUAUUUUACUAGAGUUGCUUUAACAAUUUUUUUUUUCAAUUUUCCCAUUGUUUUGGGCUUUAGUUACGAUAGAAAUUGAUGAUGUACCUAAAUUGACAAAUCAACAUCUUCAUUUCGUCCUUAUAUUUGAAGUUAGUGCCCUUGAAAGACUGACUAUUUCUGUGUAUGCCUAGAAUUAUGACCCAGUAAAAUUGUGCAUCACAACGAUGUGAAUUUCUCCUAAAAUGUAUUUAGAAAUUUUUAAUAUUUUAUCAAAAUUCGAAAAGGCAUCAUCUAAAGACAUUUUAUAGACAGAAAACAAUCUAAAGACCUUUCUUGUCAUGUAUGUCUCUGGGAUGAGGCAUUUAGUACAUCUUCUGUCUAUGUGGGCUCUUAGAAAGGUUUUGUUGUCCAUAGAAACGUAGCCGAUUUUCGAGAGCUACUAAAAUUGAAAACUAGAAAAUAUAUUUUCCUAUCCCCACGCUUGGUCAUAAAUUGCCAAAUCUAGAUAUUCCUUUCGUCCUUAUAAUUGGACUUAGUGCCCUUGAACAAUUGACUAUUUCAGUGAGUGCCUAGAAUUGUGAGCCCAGUAAAAUUGUGCAUCACAAUGAUGUGAUUUUUUCCUAAAACGUAUUUACAAAUGUUUACUUUUUUAUCAAAAUUCGUAAACGCAGUAGUAUAUGUAGAACAUUUCUUGAAAAUCUCCUUUCACUGUUUUGAAUCCAAUACAAAUUUCUCAAUUAGCCUUUUUUGUUUUUUUUUUUUUUUUCAAGAAGUUAAUUGCGAAACAUGAUGAAAGGGGUUCAUUUAAAAACAAUACAUUAACAAUUUAAAGAAUCCUUCCACUCCCUAAAAGUACAUAAUUUUUAAAAAAUGGUAUUCCUUGCAAUUUUUAGAGCCCAGUAAAAAUUUGUCCGUAGUUUAUCAUAUUAGGCUUAUACCUUUCUCAAAUAUUGCCUCUUUUAAUUGUCCACUGCAAACCUUGAAAAAAAAAAAAAAACAACCCCAGAUAAAAUUAGUAUCAUGUCAAAUAUUAGAAUAAAAUUAUGUAUUAAAUAAAUCCAGCACCUCCAGUUUUUUUUAUUAAAGUUAAGAUUUAUAAAUAAUGCACCUAUUUCUGUAUGACGAUACGAAAGUGAAUGCGAACGAAAAAACCAACAUUCCAAAUAAGUUUUUAAUAGCCAAAAUUUUAGAAACAUAUUUGGAAUUGUGUUUUUCGUUCGCCUUUGUCAUACACAAACCAGGGUCUCAAUUCUAGUUCUAUGAAAAUGUGAAAUGAAAACUUUUAUAAAGGAAAGAAAUGUCAAAUGAAAAAUUUUAUAAAGGAAAUAUUUUUCAUUUCAUAUUUUCAUAGAACAAGAAUUCAGUCCCAGGCCCAAUAAGUUUUCAAAAAAGUACCCUAUGAAAUUAUGUAAAACAAAAACACCAAAUUUAAAAUUUUAGCAAUAUUUACCCACAAUUUUUAUCCAAUUGAGAUUUUAACAAAUUAGAAUGCUUUAAAAAUCCAAAAGUUUUUUAAAAUUAUAUUAACAUUAUGGUUUUGUUUUUUUAUUAUUAUAAUACUAAAGACGUUAAUAGAUUAUAAAAUAAAAAAAAAUUGUUAAAUAUUUUCCAAAAAAUCAUGCAACAUGGAAAAUUAAUAACACACAUUUUAAAUGUAAAAGGAAACAUGUAACUAACACCUUGUGCUGCAAGAUAAAAAUCUGUACUUCUAAAGUGUAACCCGAUGAUGAUUUGAUUCUAUGUUUUAUACCCAAUUAGAUUGUGAGGUUAUGGAAUAAGUUUUUUAAUUCUAUUACAUUAUGAUUAUAUAAUAUCCAUCUAUGACAUAUAUAAUUAUAUAAUAUUCAAUUUCUGUCGGUUGUAUGUUACAACUGAUUCUAAAACUUGAAGGAUUUAACUUUUCUCCUAGACGUGACGAAAAAGUAAUUAUUUAAAAUUAUAUUUUAUACCCUACACCACGAGAUACUUCCUCCAUAGUUCAUUUUGAUCACCAGCAUGGAAUCACAUUUUGAGUCGAUUUAUGCAUGUGCGUCCGUCUGUCUAUCCAUGUAUUCUUGUAAACAAAGUACAGGUCGCAUUGUCCGAGCCAGUUGAAAUUUUGCACAAGUCAUUUAUUUGACCCAAGGACGAACCCUAUUGAAAUUGAAGAUAAUCUGCCAAAAUUUAGAUAUAGCUCCCACAUAUCUCUUCGUCCGAUUUGCUUUUUAUUGUGCACCAAACGUGUAAUAUCAGCCCAAAUAGUAUGAAAUUUUACACACACGACCAGAUUCGGCCGGAAAAAAAGAAGUAUGCCAAAUUUGAUCUAAAUCGGUUCUGAUAUAGCUAUAGCGACUUGUUAUUUUUGUCCUCCGCAGCCCUAAUAUGCACUCUGUAAAAACGAGAUUUGGGGAAAAAUAUCUAAUAUAAUUUAGAAAUACAUUUGCUAAAUUUAAUCGAGAUCGGUUUUUGGGGAAAUAUAUCAAACAGCACAAGAAUAUAAUUCCCAAAUUUUAUCGAGAUUGGUUCAGAUUUGGAUAUAGCCCCCAUAGAGGAUAUUCCCCUCAUAUAGUAGUUCCUUUGGACCCGUCCAAAUUCAAGACUUUCUUUAUUGUUUUUUUUUUUUUUUGUGUAAUUAAUAUGCCUUUUGAGAAGCAAACUAGAAAAUAACAAAAAAAUCAAAAUUAUUUAUUAUAAAAAUUUACCGUAGGUCCUCCAGAACACGUCAAGAGUCUAAAAAUUAAAUUCACAUUAAAGGGUUAAAUCUUUAUCUAAGUUUAUGCAAAAAUCUCCAACAAAGUAUUAUUUUAGAGGGGUGAUGGGAAAGACAAAAAUAUUAUUUACCCAAUUUUACUAUAAGUCACCGAAGAAAAGAAAUAUAUAUUUCCAUUCCUUAUCAGAAAUAUAGCUGCUCAAUGUUCCCACAAAGAAAAAUCCGAAAUUUUUCCCAAAUUUUUAAUCAGUUUUUCCUCUGCUUUUUUUGAGUUGACCACGAUUAAAAUAAUUAAAAUGUAAAAUAAAAUUAAAAGUUUCUAUGUACAUUCUAUACAAAGUUCCAAAACACCAAUUUAAUUAAAGCUGUUAAUUUUUUUCCUAUUGACUGAUAUAAUCCACAUCGAGACAAACACAUUUUCGGCCGAAAUAUCUAAAUUAUGUUACCUUAGAAGUACACCAUGACUUAUAUCUUCUAUAAUUGCUGCAGCACUGUGUUAGUCUACCUAAAUGGGAAAUGACUUGUUACAAUAAUAAAUUGUUAAAACAAACAAAAUAACAAAAUAAUUUUAUUUUUAGUUAGACAUAAUGACCAUAUGCUCUUAAACAAAAUGUUAACAAUAAAAGCGAAAAUAAAAUUAUUAUUAUUACUAUAAAUAAUUGAGUACGAAUUAUAAGAAGUCAUAUUUGUAUAUUUUGUAUUAAAAACGGUAAACUCUGCAAGCGGAAAUUAUAAAUAAAAGAAACGAAAUUAUUAAAUUAAUUAGCAAACAUUAAGGGACAUUUUAUAAGUUUUUAUUUUUCAUUUAUUCUAUAUAAGUUGUUGAUAAGCAAACAAAACAAAACAAAAACUGAAACAAUAAAUAAAAUACAAAGUAUAACAAGCAGAACAUAAAAGUAUUAAGUUUUUUAGUUAUUCAUUUUUAUACGGAAUGAAUAUUGUGUUUUUAAUAUUGACAAGCAAAUGACAUAGAACAAAACAUAACAAACAAAUUAAACAUAUGCAAUUAAAAAUCACCAGGAA
This is a messenger RNA of Musca domestica (house fly), 11288 nucleotides long. RefSeq names its product palmitoyltransferase app (gene app). Gene Ontology annotation, molecular function: protein-cysteine S-palmitoyltransferase activity. NCBI's taxonomy places the organism in Eukaryota, Metazoa, Arthropoda, Insecta, Diptera, Muscidae. Gene Ontology annotation, biological process: peptidyl-L-cysteine S-palmitoylation; protein targeting to membrane. The record is from RefSeq and is a predicted model, not a curated record. Bases 3081 to 5402 code for a protein of 773 amino acids. Gene Ontology annotation, cellular component: Golgi apparatus; endoplasmic reticulum. The transcript is spliced from 12 exons.